AUGGUUGUGUAUAUGAUGAAGGUUCCAAGUACUUAUUCAUCAACUAGAUUAAUACUAUUACGUUUCAUAUUUUUGUUAGCUUUAUCAUAUAGAACAAACUCAUUGGUGAAACUUGCACCAAAUGUUACAGUUCCUGCAAUCAUAGCUUUUGGAGAUUCGAUAAUGGAUACUGGAAAUAACAACCAAAUCAAAACAAUGGUCAAGUGCAAUUUCCCUCCUUAUGGUCAAGAAGAAUUGGAGUGUUCAGUGCAGCACCUAUUUGAUACUUACCAUCACAGAGGACAUUAG
This is a messenger RNA of Lathyrus sativus (Indian pea), 288 nucleotides long. Lineage: Eukaryota; Viridiplantae; Streptophyta; Magnoliopsida; Fabales; Fabaceae. The record is from the annotation of a GenBank genome assembly.